Molecule: messenger RNA, 1903 nt
Organism: Pseudopodoces humilis (Tibetan ground-tit)
Lineage: Eukaryota; Metazoa; Chordata; Aves; Passeriformes; Paridae
Gene: CDC42SE1
Product: CDC42 small effector 1
Biological process (GO): regulation of Rho protein signal transduction
Cellular component (GO): plasma membrane
Molecular function (GO): small GTPase binding
Source: RefSeq, a predicted model, not a curated record
GCCUGGGCUGCGAGCGGGGCACCGCCACCGGCACCGGCACCCGCACCGGCACCGGCACCUCCCGGGUGGUGGGGGGUUGUGAGCGGGGCACCGGGACCGGGAUUCGUACAGGGAUCGGGACCUGCACUCCUAAGCCACGCUUGGGGCCGCUGCGAGCCGGACACCGGGACCGGGACCGGGACCUGGACUUCCGAGCCACGUCCGGGGCUGCGAGCCGGAUUCCGGCACCGGGACCCGCUCCCGCGCCGGGACAGCCAGCUGCUCCUCUCCACGCUGUGCCACCCCGACCAGGUGUCCCCAUGGAGUGAGCCCGCACGGGGGUCCCGGCAGCUGUGCCAGCACGGGGGGACGCUGGCUGCCAGCACCGCCAGCAUGAGCGACUUUUGGCACAAGCUGGGCUGCUGCGUGGUGGAGAAGCCCCAGCCCAAGAAAAGGAGGAGACGGAUCGACCGCUCCAUGAUCGGGGAGCCCAUGAACUUCGUCCACCUGACACACAUCGGCUCCGGAGACAUGGCUGCAGGAGAGGGGCUGCCCAUGACUGGUGCUGUCCAGGAGAUGAGGUCCAAGGGCGGCCGGGAGCGACAGUGGAGCAACUCCCGUGUGUUGUAGCGUAUUCCUGGCUUUUUCAGCCCAAACUUGAACUGCCUGAUCCCCCCGCUGGAGGAGAAGCCCACCUUGAGUGCUUUAACCCCGCGGUAUUUAUGCAGCACCAUCCUCACCCAGAUCCCGGUGACUUUGGGUCAUCGUCCCUCUGGAAAAUCCCUCCUUCCCAGAGGCACUGGCCGGUGACGUGGGGGGGGAGUGGGGACAGCAGCCCCCAUCUCCUGCCCCGCCUGGAAAGGACACAGCCGCCCCCCUGAGACGUGCCAGGAGCUGCCAGGCGCAGCCCACGUGUGCCAAAUCCUCCCAGUUUUCCCUUUUCCCACUCCCGUGUCUCCCAUGGGCUGCAUGGUGGUGCCUCAGUUUCCCCAGGGAAUCAGUUAUGGUGCAGAGGCAGAUUUGGUGCCUCCCAGAACAUCACAGAGGAGCAAAACCAGGAUUAAGCCCUGAUAUUCUGGUGCCAAACCAGAAUUAAUCCCAAGAUGUUCUGGUGUCAAACCAGGAUUUGAUGUCAAACUGGGAUUAAACCCCAAUUCUUUGGAGCAAAACCGGGAUUAAACCCCGAUGCUUUGGUGCCAAACCCGGAUCAAACCCCAGUGCUCCGGUGUCUCAGCGUCACCGAGCCCACAGUGCCUCCAGCCGGCAUUCCCACCGCCGCCAAACUCCCACCUCCCUCCUUUUUUUAGGAUAUGUUCUUAUUUUUAAGCUCCCAAACCCACCUGAGCAGCCUGGGCAGAACCGUGGUGGGGUCCCCUCCACCCGGGAUUGUCCCCGGCCGAGGCCGGACAGGGCCUGACCCGAGAAGGGCUCCGGAAUUCAGGCGCGGGUGUACAUAGUUUAAUUAGCGCCAGGAUUAAAUAUUAAAUAGCACGUGCUGGGUGACAGAGCCUUUCCCCUGCCCUGUGCUCCGCAGGGAGCCGGGCUUUUCCAGCCCCGUGUCAUGCUUGGGUCAGGGGUUUUUGGGACAAACAUUCCACUCUGGAGAUAAAUGCCUUGUGCUGGCCCAAGGGGUGGGUGCACAGGCUGCCCCAGGCUCCUCGCUCCCUCCUCUGCUCCUGGAGCAGCCAAAUCCCCUGGGGAAAGCCGAGCCCGCUGACAUCCACAGCAGGCAGAGGUCACGACUUUCUAUGGCACAACCAGUUUCCUCCUGGCUGGGCUGGACUGGGGAGCGUGGCUGCACUGACACCCCCUCCUUGGACACCCCAAAACGUUCCUGUGACCCACUGUAGAGGGGAUUGCACCCCAGGGAAAGAGGGGCUGCACCCUCAGCUCGAGUGGGGCAGCACCAGACCCAUCCCAGAAU